Molecule: messenger RNA, 648 nt
Organism: Mesorhabditis spiculigera
Lineage: Eukaryota; Metazoa; Nematoda; Chromadorea; Rhabditida; Rhabditidae
Source: the annotation of a GenBank genome assembly
AUGACGGACACGAAGACACGCGGCACGAUCUCGCUGAAGGGCUCGGCGACGCUGGUACAGGAGUUCUUUAAUUACGGCAUCAACAGCAUCCUGUACCAGCGCGGCAUCUACCCGGCCGACUCGUUCAAGAGGGAGAAGAAGUACAACCUGCCCCUCUACGUCACCGCCGACCCGAAACUACUCGAGUUCCUGGAGCCGCUCUUCAAGCAGGUCGAAGAUUUCCUGGCAAAGAAGCUGCUGAAGAAGCUGGUGGUCGUCAUUCAAGAGGUUCGCACGAAGGACGUGCUCGAGCGCUGGCAAUUCGACAUCGAGACUGAGGACGUCGCCGAUGAGGGGGAGAACUCGACGCGCCAGAAGGAUGUGAAGACCAUCCAAAAGGAGAUGAGCGACGUCAUUAGGCAAAUCACGGCGUCGGUGAGCUUCCUGCCGUUGCUGGAGCAGGCGUGCUCGUUCGACGUGCUCAUCUACACGAAGAAGGGGGGCCGAGGCGCCGAAGGACUGGACAGACAGCGGCGCCUGUCUCAUCAAGGACGCCGAACAUGCAACGGUUCUUCAUUUUCCUAUGGGGAUCUGGAAGCGGUGCAACUGCGAUCGUUCUCGACGGCGAUCCACAACGUGCAGACGGCCGUCCAAUACAAGCCCGAUCUC